GACUGACAGCAAGACAGCGAACGGGACCAAGAACAAGUAUUUGGCAAAUGACAAUCUCGGAACGACAAAACGCGGCAACCUUCCUAGAAUUUACUACCAUCAAGCCAUUUUUCUACCAACAAGCGAAUUUCAAAUGUUUCUACUGCAAUGACGUCUUUCCUGAAAUACAUUCAGUUUUACAACACACCGCCUUCCAUGUGACACCUGACAGACCAUCGUUAUUAAAGCAAUAUCUGAGGAAAGGAAAGCGUGUCAUCAAAGUUGAUAUUUCCGGACUAAAAUGCAGGUUAUGCGAGCAAAAGUAUUCAGAUCUCGAUGAUAUAAGGAAGCAUUUAGCUCUCGCACAUAAGAAAGAAUUCAAUUCAGCUGGGAACGGACUCAUGGCGUAUAAUUUAAGCACGAACAAUGGGCAACUGACCUGCCACAAGUGCUCGAAAACUUUCAACUCCUUUUUUCUUCUUAACAGGCACAUGAACGUGCAUUUUAGCGUUGUUUGUGAAACCUGUGGCCUCGGCUUCAUGUCGCAUCAGAGAUUAAUAAACCACAGGAUAGUCCAUCAGACAGGAAACCACAAAUGCGAUAAAUGUCAGGAAGUAUUUACUACUAAACUAAAGUUACGCUACCACUGGGUAAAGAAACAUGAAGUGACGAACACAAAGAAAAUAAAACCAUUAAAAUGUCCGCAUUGUUUAGAAAGAUUCGCAGAACAUUACAGAAAGAUGACUCAUCUGAAAGAAGUGCACGGAAUAUCGUUUACUUUCGAAUGUCAAGUGUGCAAAUCAGUGCUACCAACCAGAAGAGCAUUAACAGAACACACGACCAAACUUCACACGCAAAAAAUUCAGUGUAAAGUCUGCGGAAAAUGCUUCGGAACGAAGUCUUUGUUAAAAAUGCACAUGAGAGGGCACACCGGCGAGAGAAACUUCUUUUGCGCGAUUUGCCAGAAAGCUUACAUGCAUGAGAGGACUUUGCGACAGCAUAUGCGAGUUCAUGGUCCGGUUUGGAAGUAUUCUUGUUCGGAAUGUGGCAACGGGUUUCAUAACAGGAAUGAUUUUAAUAAACACAUGAAACAAUGGCAUCCACAGUGGCAGUUUAAGACUAUUGUCAAGAAUUUCGGGAGCGAUCUUAUGAACUGAAUUUAGGUUGUUAAGCUACGUCAGAAUCCUACACAUUACACCAAAUGAAAUGAAAAAUAGAUAUAGAUUAUAGUUGUAUAAUUCGUCAGAGUAUAUCCGAGUCCUUUUAUGUCAAUCACUUAGAAUAAAGUUUUUCUGUCUAGUUUGCUGGAUGAAGUACAAAUACUGCUGUGACUAAGCGAUUUUUUAUAUACUGGUUACAUCUUCCGUUACAAUUUUUAUAAAACACUCGACCCCGACCACUUUUGAUUGCCUCAACUCAUUUCUAUUAAACAUGUCGCACAUAAUUCACCUUUAUUAUAAAAGCAAAACAAAUUGAAAUCUCUCAAUCAGUUCGGGGGCUAUAGAGUCGUUCAGACAGCCAGACUCGUCUACCCUUAACAUUUUUAACUUUUUAAAGGGUUUACUUUGUA
Messenger RNA from Trichoplusia ni (cabbage looper), 1549 nucleotides. Its product is annotated as zinc finger protein 888-like. Gene Ontology annotation, cellular component: nucleus. The record is from RefSeq and is a predicted model, not a curated record. The coding region runs from base 48 to 1136 and encodes 362 amino acids. Gene Ontology annotation, molecular function: DNA-binding transcription factor activity, RNA polymerase II-specific; RNA polymerase II transcription regulatory region sequence-specific DNA binding. NCBI's taxonomy places the organism in Eukaryota, Metazoa, Arthropoda, Insecta, Lepidoptera, Noctuidae. Gene Ontology annotation, biological process: regulation of transcription by RNA polymerase II. The transcript has a single exon.